Messenger RNA from Eleginops maclovinus (Patagonian blennie), 1135 nucleotides. RefSeq names its product serine hydrolase-like protein. The record is from RefSeq and is a predicted model, not a curated record. Lineage: Eukaryota; Metazoa; Chordata; Actinopteri; Perciformes; Eleginopidae. The coding region runs from base 98 to 1039 and encodes 313 amino acids. The transcript is spliced from 12 exons.
CAUCCACCAGACACCACGGAAGUGCUCACGUUUUGUUUGUCAUGUUACGUACUGCUGCAAAGUUAAUGUGGCAUUACACUGUGCAACUUUAACUACGAUGGCUGCAGAAGUUUCAGAGCUAUCUAUCCCGGUGCCAUGGGGGGAGAUCAGAGGGAGAGUUUGGGGUCCUGAUCACGGUCGUCCUGUGCUCUGCCUGCAUGGCUGGGCUGACAACUGUGGUGCAUUCAACACCCUCAUCCCUCUACUUCCCAAAGAGUUCAGAUACAUUGUUGUUGAUCUGGUAGGUCACGGUCUGUCAUCACAUCGCCCUCCUGGAGAUUUCUACACUUUACCUGACUACCUGAUGGACGUACUCAGAGUCACUGACGCUCUGCAGCUGAGGAAAUUCUCCGUCAUCGGCCACUGUAUGGGUGGGGACAUUGCUGGAAUGUUCAGUGCACUGUAUCCUGAGAUGGUUGAUGCUCUCGUGCUUCUGGACAAUUAUGGAUUACUACCUACAGAUUCAAAAGAAAUAUGCAAAGUGGUGAGGCAGGGGAUGGAUCAAAUACUACAGUUUGAAAAAAAGACAGAAGAGGAGAAGAUGAGAGUUUACACGUACGAGAAGGCAGUUGAAAGGUUGUUCGCUGCAAACCCAAGUCUGUCUGAACGGUCGGUGCACAUCCUCUUAGAGCGAGGUCUCGUUCAGGUUGAAGGAGGGUUUGUGUUCUCCAGAGACCUGCGAGUUAAUUUUAAAAAUAUAGUGCGCAUCAGUUUGGAGCAGAGUCUGGAGAUGCAGUCAAAGAUUCAAGCCCCCGUUCUAGCUGUUCUGACAGAUAAAGGCUUCAAUCAAAUACUUUCUGAAUCAUCUCAAAGUAAAUUUAUCUCAACAGUCCUCGAAGGCUUAAAGAACAGAAAUUAUAAUGUCCAUCUCUGUAUUUGUUGGAUUCAGCAUACGGUGGUUACGGUACCAGGCGAUCAUCACGUUCAUCUGAAUAAUCCUGAAGUCGUCGCUCCAUUUGUUGCGGACUUCCUGCGCACCAGAGUGUUGUCAAAGUUGUAAACUACAAAUAUACUGUUAUACUUAAGUAAUAUUGUACAAUUUAUUAAAGCAAACUGUGAUUUACAAUAAAACAUACAAUAAAAUGCAUUAAAAUGA